Molecule: messenger RNA, 1047 nt
Organism: Telopea speciosissima
Lineage: Eukaryota; Viridiplantae; Streptophyta; Magnoliopsida; Proteales; Proteaceae
Product: aspartic proteinase CDR1-like
Exons: 1
Coding region: 1-1047 (348 amino acids)
Biological process (GO): proteolysis
Cellular component (GO): extracellular region
Molecular function (GO): aspartic-type endopeptidase activity
Source: RefSeq, a predicted model, not a curated record
AUGUCCCACGCCAAUAGUUUAAUACAAUCCGCAAUCUCUCCAUUUGAAGUUUCAUCACAGGUUGUAACUGAUAAUAAUGGUUCUUAUCUCAUGAAAAUGUCAUUUGGAACUCCACCAGUGGAGAGGUUCGCAAUUGCUGAUACAGGUAGUGAUCUUAUUUGGAUUCAAUGCAAGCCUUGCGAAAAAUGUUACAAGCAAAAACCUCCUCUAUUUGAUCCUAACAAGUCAUCAACCUAUCGAAACUUAUCAUGCAAAUCUAAAGAAUGUGAUCUGAUAGCUGGUGAAGGUAGAGUAUGUGCACCUGGAACUAAUGAUUGUAAGUACAGCUAUUAUUAUGGGGACGGAUCAUCUACUAAAGGGUUUCUUGCAAGUGAGACAUUUAGAUUGGGUUCUACUAGUGGUAGAUCAGUCGAUUUACCAAAUAAAAUCUUUGGUUGUGGGCACAACGAAGGUGGCUCCUCCUUCAAUGACCGAGAAAGUGGUCUAGUUGGCCUCGGAGGGGGUCCGCUAUCACUGAUUUCGCAACUGAAAUCAUCUAUUGGUGGCAAGUUCUCCUACUGCUUGGUCCCUUUUGAGAAGGAAAAUGUGACAAGCAAAUUGAAUUUUGGUAGUGAAGUUGUCAUUUCCGGUGAUGAUGUUGUGUCUACUCCUUUAGUGAUAAAGGAUCCGGCUACAUUCUAUUAUGUGACCCUUGAAGCAAUUAGUGUUGGAAACAAGAGAUUGGCAUACAUGAAUUCAUCCAAGGCUGUUGCUGAUGAGGGAAACAUUAUCCUCGAUUAUGGUACAACAUUGACAUAUAUCGAAUUUGAUUUCAACCGUAAUCUUGAAUCAGAAGUGAAGAAAUUAAUUCAUGGUGAAACUUUUGUAGAUACUGAAUAUUCUCACUUGUGCUACAAACCUGGUACUGAUGUCAAUGUUUCAGUCAUUGUCCAUUUUUCAGAAGCCGACGUCAAGUUGAAACCCCUGAAUACUUUUUUUCGGAGGUCUGAAGAAGCUGUAUGCUUUGCCAUUGUCCCUUACCCUAGUGUUGUAGUAGAUCAACCUUAG